Molecule: messenger RNA, 1423 nt
Organism: Hibiscus syriacus
Lineage: Eukaryota; Viridiplantae; Streptophyta; Magnoliopsida; Malvales; Malvaceae
Product: protein BPS1, chloroplastic-like
Exons: 2
Coding region: 145-1206 (353 amino acids)
Source: RefSeq, a predicted model, not a curated record
UCUUCCCAAAAUUUUGUAGUUGAAGAUUCUUAGUUCUAGGUUGUGAUUUUUUAAGCUUCAGUUCCUAACAAAACCAUAUCAAUGUGUUGAUAAUUUUAUACUUCCGUUCGGAUUUAAAGAUCUAAUACCAGUUAACACAUCAAGAUGAGUCGUCCUCAGGAACCAAAUCGCCCUUUCUUCCAUUUUGGGAAUCCUUUCCGUAUGAUAUCACCUAAGGGUUCUCAGUUGUCUCCAAGAUUUCUUUCUUUACUGAACAAUUUUGAGGCCACCUUAUCAGAGAGGCUGAAAAAACUUGUGCCUAAAGACAAGGGUGACAUCCUCAGCUUGUCAUGGAUGAAACUAGCAAUGGAGUCACUUUCUGAGAUUCAUUGCGACAUAAAAAACCUGAUAACUGAACUUGACCUCCCUUUGAAUGAUUGGGAUGAAAAAUGGAUGGAUGUGUACCUGGAUAUCAGUGUGAAGCUGCUUGAUAUUAGUAAUGCUUUUACCUCCGAGCUUGCUCGGCUCAACCAAGGCCAUCUUAUGCUUCAGUAUGUCUUGCAUAAGUUGGAGUCCAAUUCCCCAGAUUUGUUCACACGGGCCUCUACCUUGCUUGAUAGCUGGAAACAACACAUUAGCUCCAAAAAUCCCAGAUUUGAGACUUGUUGGCCAAUCCUGGACAACCUUGUGGAAUCACUAAACUUGCCAAAAAUUAACAACUCGUCUAAGGGAAAGGUGUUGAUGCAAGCUAUGUAUGGAGCUAAGGUGGCUACUACAUACAUAUGUAGCGUCUUUACUGCAGCUUUCUCUGGUUCUGCCAAGUUUUUGUUAGACUUAUCUAUUCCUAAUACACUACCAUGGGCUCAAGUUUUUUCGGAUGUCCAAACUGUCGUGAAUGUAGAAAUUAGAAAUAUAUUUUCUUGCGGAAAAUUUACAGUUCUAAGGGAACUGGAGGCUGUUGAUGCAUGUGCCAAGAAGGUGUCUCUUCUGCUCCAAGAUGGAGUGGGUCCUAGUGAAAGGGAGUCAUUCAAGAAUUCUGUUUCGGAUUUGAGAACAACGGAAGAGAAACUAGCACAAGGGCUGGAUAAUCUUUCAAAGGUAGUAGACAGUUUUUUCAAGAUAGUUUUGACAGGGCGUAACACUUUGAUUUGUAAUCUACGAAAUGCCAAUGAUGCUGCCCCAAAUUCAAUGAUAGGGAAAAAUGGGAAAGAACAACUCGUGAGGUGAAUCCUACGAGUGUAAUGAAGUUUAACCCUUCUGUAUACAGUUGGUUUAGGAAUGGGCCUUCUGUUUUCUAACUAGUCGACAUAUACGACCGUUGGGUUAUAUUAGUACGAGUUGUGUGAGCUGUAAGGUGGUGUCUUAUGAUAGUAAUAAUUUGGUUGUACAUGUAUCCUUGUACUGUAUUAAAAGUAAAUAUAAAAGGCUCGUAUUUCUUUGCAAA